Mus musculus (house mouse) is the source of this 26194-nucleotide messenger RNA. RefSeq names its product MAX gene associated (gene Mga). Gene Ontology annotation, cellular component: nucleus; transcription regulator complex; MLL1 complex. Gene Ontology annotation, molecular function: protein dimerization activity; RNA polymerase II cis-regulatory region sequence-specific DNA binding; DNA-binding transcription factor activity. The record is from RefSeq and is a predicted model, not a curated record. The coding region runs from base 11755 to 21030 and encodes 3091 amino acids. Gene Ontology annotation, biological process: regulation of DNA-templated transcription; positive regulation of DNA-templated transcription. The transcript is spliced from 24 exons. NCBI's taxonomy places the organism in Eukaryota, Metazoa, Chordata, Mammalia, Rodentia, Muridae.
UGUUAUUAUUUUUAUGUUAUUUGGCUUUCUAGAUUUAUUUAUUUUAUAUUAUAUGAGUACACUGUAGCUGUCUUCAGAUGCACCAGGAGAGGGUGUCAGAUCUCAUUACGGAUGGUUAUGAGCCACCAUGUGGUUGCUGGGAUUUGAACUCAGGACCUUCGGAAGAGCAGACGGUGCUCUUAACCACUGAGCCAUCUCUCCAGCUUUCUAUUGCUAUAAUAAAACAUGGUGACCAAAACCAACUUGGGGAGGGAGGAAUCUAUUUCAUCUUAUAGCUUAUAGUCAGGGAAGACAGGGCUAGAGCUCAAGAUGGGAACUGAUACAGAAGUCAUGAAGGAGUGCUGGUUACUGGCUUGGUCCUCAUGGCUUGCUCAGCCUUCUUUCUUAAACAGUUGAGGCCACCUGUCCAGGGGCAGGACCAUCCAUAGUGAGGUGGACCCUCCUAUAUCAGUCAUUAAUCAAGAAAAUGCUCCACAGAUUGCCAACCGGCCAUCUUACUUAAGGUAUUUUUUCUCAACUGAGAUUCCUGUUUCCAGAAAACUCUAGCUUGUGUCAAGUUGUUAAAAAACCAACCAAACACCCAACUAACCUGGAAUAGUCUUUAAUCCUAACACUCUGGAGACAGAGGCAGGUUGUCUCAAAAAAAAAAAUUAGAAGUUAAAUUUUAAGUUAAAAGUUUAAAAGUUAAGAAAGGAGUUUGAGAGAUGCUGAGCAGUAAGGAGUUUACUGUUCUUGCAGAGCACUUUGAGUUGAGUUCCUAGCACUCAUGUCAGGGGAUUCACAGCUGCCUGGAACUCCAGGGCCAAGAUAGCUGAUGCCUUUGGUUUCCAUCGUGUGUUCCGGCCUGUGUGUGGUGUGUGGUGUGUGGUGUGUGGUGUGUGUGUGUGUGUAUACACUCAUACUUGUGUGUGGAUGGGCAUAUGGGAAGUCAAAGGACAAGUUUCAGGAGUUCAUUUCCUCCUUUCCCAUGUGCAUCCCAGGGACUGAUGAAAUUCUUUGGGCUUGAAAGCAAGCACCUUUACCUACUUAGUCAUCUCGCUAACCAAAUGUCCUUUCUUCAGAACCUAUUUCUAUCCACCGGCAACUUGAAAAGCAAGACUUUAUCUCCUCCUGGUGGCUGCCAAGACUUUCACCUAACCUGUACUGUACUUUUCUCCUAAAUACUAAUAAAAUUGUAUUGGUGACUAAAAUUAAAAUUAGGUAGCACAUAAUUUUUCCAAAUUUGGAUGAGUAGAAGUUGAUCUCUUACUGCAUUUCUCUUCCCAAAGCUGUACUCUUGCUUAUCGCACAAUAGAAGAUCACUUGGUAUUCUUAUUGUCUUAUCUAUUUGUUCUUGGCCUGUAGUAGAUGCUUAAUGAUAAUGCUAGUUUAUAUCUUUUAUAUUUGUCAAAAUAGUAAAUUAAAAUUACAUCUAGGGUUAUAGCUAAAUUGGUAGAGUGCUUCAGAAUGAGCCAAGCCCUGGGUUCAACUCCUAGCACCACUGUAAACAUGGUGAGCAUGUCUCUAAUCCAACCACUUGGGAGGUGGAGGCAGAAGGAUCAGGAGUUCAGGGUCAUCCUUGACUACAUAGUAAGUUGGAGGCUAGCCUGGAGUAUAGAUCCAAUAUCAAAGUCUCAAAAACACAAAAACAGAUUUUCUACAUUAUGUAAUCAUGGGCUACUAGCUGAGAUUUUUAGAAUCUUAUUAUUGUGGCAAGUUUUUGUUUCACUGAUAUUCAUUGGCCAGUACAAAGUUUGAAGAAAUAAUGUAGGGGGUCAGUUCAAAGACAUGGCAGGAGUGUUUUUAGUCCCCAGGACUGAAUAAUGCUUAUUCUCUGGAGGCAGGCUAUUAUAACAGAUUCUUCCUUCUCUUGCCCACUUUUCCACCUACCUUCUCAGUAGUCAAGAAUUCUAUUUUAACAUAACAUAUGUACUUUGAGCUCUUUUCUAGAAAAGGAGCCUAAUAUAAUAAAUCCAGUAGACUCAGCAGUCUUCACCCCAGGAAUGUCCUUUUCAUUUGUUGCAUAGAAGGAAGAUUAAUGGUGUGAAUUGUAGGUGUAAGAAUUUCAGGCUGUGAACCCACAGUAGAGUUGAUUAUUUUGUCAUUCAGCAUUUAUUGAGCACCUAGCAUCUGUGGGCCACCUAUGAAGUGUCCCUGGGGAACCUAAAAAAGAUAAUUCCCUGUAUAUGAAAUCCUGGUAAAUUGUUGAGGAAAUGUAUAAAUAACAAUAAAAAGCAGUUUGAUGUUAACAAGCAGUAUACCAGUAAAAGCAGAGUGAUAUGGUACGUAUGUCAAGGACUUGAACUUAAAUCCAUAAUUAUGUUCUCAAGAGUUCUAUGCAGUCUUGUGCUAGUUUCCAGCUUUUUUCUUCUUUCUGAAUUGAAGGUUGACUCUACAGUGCUUUUGUGCCAGCUUCUCAUGUGUUGAAAUUGCAGGUGUGAACUACCAUACUCAGUUAAUUUUCAUCAUUUGAACUUAACUUGCAAAUUAUGCAUGCAUAGAAUUUCUCUCUUUCCCACUCUGUAUUCUAGUGCAUGACUGGAUUCUCAUUUUUGGUAUGUGUUUAUAUGGAUGUGGGAGGCAGAAGAUGACACCAAUGUCAUCUUUAAUCAUUUUUUUCUACCGUAUUGUUUUGUAUGUGUAGUUGUUAGUGUGGAUGUGUGCAAGUGUCUGUAUGUGUGUGCAUAAUACAGGGGUCUGCAUGGAUAUGAAGGUCCAGGAGCCACACUGGAUCUCUUUCAGGGAUCACUUUCCGUCUUUAUUUUUAGGUUUUGAGAUAGGGUUUCUCACUGAACCUGAAGCUAGACUGGCCAGCCAAUGAAUUUCAGGGAUCUGCCUGUCUCCUCACCCCAGUCCCCAGCAGUGUGUUUAUUGGAUCAUUCUUGUUUUAUUUUUUGUUACAUGAGUUGGGGGGGGGGUCUACACUUGUAGCUUUGUGGCAGACAUCUGAGUUCCUUACCUCCUUCCUAUACCUUAUUGUUUUGAGGCAGUUUCCCAGUGAACCUGUAGCUCAUUGAUUUGGCUAGGUUGGAUAGCCAACAAUCUUCAGGGUUCUGCUUGUCUCUUCCCCAGAAAUGGGACUACAGAUGGGGCCAGUUUUAUUUUGUUUUGUUUUUCUGAGUCAGGGUCUUGUGUAGCCUAGAGCCUGCUAUGUAGACCAGGCUGUCCUUGAAGUCAUAGAAAUUACACAUGCCUUUGCCUCCUGACUGCUGUGGUUAAAAUUGUACCACCACACAUGCCUUUUUUUUUUUUAAGAUUUAUUUAUUUUUAUUUUAUGUGUAUGGGUGUUUUGCUUGCGUGCAUGACCAGAAGAGGGUUUCCAACCCCCUGGGACCUGAGUAACAGAUAGUUAUGAAUCACACCAUGUGGGUACUGGGAUUCAAACUCAGGUCUUCUGGAAGAGCAUCCAGUGCUCUUAACCACUAAUCCAUUUCAUUAGUCCUCACCCCCCCUUUUUAAAAAUUAAUUAAUUUUAUUUUUAUUAUUACUAUUUUUUGUUUUCACAUGGGUGCUGGUGAUCUGAACUCAGCCCUCAUGCUUGUAAAUACUUUAAGAACUGGUCAACAUUCUUACCCCUCAUUCAGUCUCUUUAAAAACUUAAAAAAAAGUAUUUGUGUAUUAAUGUAUGUGUAGCAUGCAAGGAUUAGCCAACUGCUUACAGGAGAUUUUGCCUUCUACAAUGUAAGCCCCAGGCAUCCAAUAAUGUCCCCAGGCUUGGCAGCGAGCUCCUUUACCAGCAGAGCCACCUUACUCUCUUUCUGGGACAGUGUAUCACUUAGGUUACUUCAAACUCUUGAGCUUUCUGUGUUAGCCUCCGGAGUGCUGGGAUUAGCAUGUGUAGAAAGGUAUCCUGCUCUUUAUUUUCUCUGCUUUUCCUUUUUAUCUUUUGAGACAGGUAUUUAGGCCCGCAUUUUAGAUAUAUAAACAAGCUGUCUCUGAAUUCACAGAAAUCCCCCUGCUUCUGUUUCCUGAAUGUAGAUUACAGUAACUUGCCACCUGACACAUAAAUCUGUUUACUUUUUGUUUUUUUUGAGACAGGGUCUCUUUAUAUAGCAACUGGUUGACCUGGAACUCACUGUGUAGACCAGCAUUCUCAAAUUCAUAGAGAUCUACUUGCCUCUGCAUCUUGAAUGCUAGAAUUAGAGGCGCCUACCUCUAUGCAUGACACUUUUUUGAGAUAGUAUGUUAGUGAUACUCUUGUUUCCCAUGUGUUGGCUUACAGUUGUUGAGUCACCAUGCUUGGCUAAAGUUAUGUUCAUUUUCUUGUCUUAUUUCUGUGAGACAGGGUGUCAUGUAGCCUAUUCUUGCUUACAUGUUCUAUUUAGGAAGAUUCUUUUUUUAAGAUUUAUUUCAUUUAUUUGACUACAGUGUAGCUGUCGUCAGACACACCAGUAGAAGGUUUCAGAUCCCAUUACAGAUGGUUGAGCCACUAUGUGGUUCCUGGGAAUUGAACUCAGGACCUCUGGAAGGGCAGUCAGUGUUCUUAACCACUGAGCCAUCUCUCUAGCCCCUGAGCAAGAACAUUCUUAUGGCUGAAGAUAACCAUGACUUUCUGAUCCUUCUGCUUCCCAAGUGCUGGGAUUUAGUAGAUUUUCAAAGUUAAGUAAGUUGUGUCAAAUUAGAUUCCUCAAUUAGCGAUAUCUCAGUUUUAUUUCAUGCCAUUUAUUUCUCUUAUUCAUCUCUGUUUAUCCAUACUACAAGUGUUUGACUUUCAGGUUAGGAAGCCAAGAGUUGGCAAACCUUUUAAAUAAAAGGUCAGAUAGUAAAUAUUUUGUGCUAUGUAGGUCCCAUUGUUUCUGCCAGCCUGAAAGCAGGUAUAGACAGUAAAUACAUGGCUAUAUUUCAGUUAUUCAUGUUCCCUGGAAUUGGAAUAUUAUAUAAAUUUUACAUGUAAAAUAAUGUUACUAUUUUGCAGGGCUAGGGAUACAGCUCUAUGGACUGAAUCACUGUAUGGACAAGGAAAGCCCUUAGUUGAUCUCCAGCACUGAAAAAAAAAGUUUAAAAUUUUUUCUAUCUAAAAAUAUAAAGGUUUGGGACUAUAUAUCUCAGCGCUUGCUAGGAUGCAUAAGGCUGUGGAUUCAAUCCCUAUUACCACCAAAAAAUAAAAAUUCAAAAAAAAAAAAAAGAAAAAAGAAAAAAAGAAAAAUAGAGACCCAGAAGUGUUGGCUUGUGCCUGUAAUACCAGCACUUGGGACAUCGAAACGGAGUCACAGGCCAACCUGGCCUACAAUGUGAGUUCUAGGCCACCAUCAUGGCUGUAGAGUAAGACCUUGCCUCAAGGGGAAAAAAAGUGUAUAUAUGUGUUAGUUGUGGACCUUAUGAAAGCAUGCAGAAUAUAUUUUAUGGAGUUACGAUCAUUUAUACAUACUUCUACAACUCUUCCCCUGCUGCUUCUUUCUGUAGCAUGGCUGUCAUUGCAUCACGGAAGUCAUAUUCUUUUCUAACGAUGGAAUGCAUUUUCAGACAGUACCCUCCUGGCAUCACCUUGUGUUUGUUAAUCUCUGUAUUUGUGUGUGUGCCUGUGUAAGAUAUGUGUGUUUGUGUGUUAUGCAUUUGGAAGCCAGGUGUUAAUGUUGAGUUUCUCCUAGGUUACUCUCUGUAUUAAUUUUGAGAAAGGGUGUUUCUCUGAACUAUGAGUCUCACUGAUUGCGGUAGCCUUCCUACUAGUGAGCUCCAUGGAGUCACCUAUAUUUGCAUCCCCUGCUCUUCGAUUACAGAUAUUCUUCAGCAUUCCUGGCUUUUAAAAGGGAGCUGGGGGAUUCAGACUCAGUUAUUUAUGAUUGCACAGUAAGCAGUUUACUCUGGUUGAACCUGGAGCUCACAGAUUCAGCUGGCAAGCUUCAGGGAUGUUUCUUUCUUUGUUUCCCUAGUGCCAGGAUUAUGGGUAUUUAACACCUCACCUGGCUUUCUUGUAAAUACCUGUUAGGGAUCAAACUCAGGUCCUCCUGUUUUUAUGACAACCACUUCACUAGCUGAGCCAGCUUCCCAGUUCCCACAGUUUUGCUCUCACAUUAUAAUUCUUUCCAAAUUUCCCCAGUAAAUGUUUACUUGCCAGUGUAACAGACUGGUUAGCUUGGCAUUUAUCUAUCUAAAAAUAUAUUUCUUUUUUUACAUUGUGUGUGUUACACAUGGCAUGGCAAUCCUCUUACCUCAGCCUUCUCAGUUCUGGAAUUACUGGACAAUUUGGAUUUUUUUUUUAAAGAUUUAUUUUAUUUAUAUGAGUACACUGUAGCUCUCUUCAGACACACCAGAAGAGGGCAUCAGAUCCCAUUACAGGUGGUUGUGAGCCACCAUGUGGUUGCUGGGAAUUUGAACUCAGGAUUUCUGGAAGAGCAGUCACUGCUCUUAACUGCUGAGCCAUCUCUCCAGGUUAUCUAUUUUAUAUUUAUUUUUGAGACAGGGUCUUACUAUGUAGCCUUCGGUGGUCUCAAACUCAUAGAUUAUCUGCUUGCCUUUGACUCCUGAGUGCUGGUUUCAAACCAACCAAUCUACCUUCAUUGUCAUCACUUUUUAACAUCAAGUUGAUCACAGCUAUCUUUCUGCUCUCUGGAGGCUGCAGCAAGUCAGGAUGUUUGUUGUGAUCUUGAGGCCAGAGGUUGGGUUACAUAGCAAGAUGCUGUCUCAAAAAAAGAAGAGAGCUGGGUGUGGUGGCACACACCUUUAAUCCUAGCACUCCGGGAGGCAGGGGCAGGUGGAUUUCUGAGUUCGAGGCCAGCCUGGUUUUUACAGCGUGAGUUCCAGGACAGCCAGGGCUAUACAGAGAAACCCUGUCUCGAAAAAACAAAAACCAAAACAAAAACAAAAAAAGAACAACAACAACAACAUUGGAGACUGUACCGUUUUGAGGAUUAGUGAGGUAAAGUGUAUGAAGUGCUGAGAUCAAUGCUUUGCCUAAUUGUAUGUAAUAAUUAGCUGCCCGAGAGGCUGCAGAGGAAUCUGCAUUUUACUGGCCCAUCUUACUUAAAUGCCUUUAGGAAGUGUUCACAGCCCAUGACCAUGUCUUGGAAAUAUAUAUAAGAUCUUAUGGUGUGAAAUCUUGAUUUCAGAAACAAAGUUUUGAGGAGUUUGAAGUGAUUCUGAGUUAGGAUAAAAGGUAAGGGAAAUCUUGGAGGUAUGAGAAGGGGGAAGAAGCCCAAUACUUUGGAAUCUGGUUGAAGCCUUUACCAGUGAGUGAGUGGAAGAGUAAGAAUUCCAGCUACUUGUGUGGUGGAGUGUGCCUUUAAUCCCAGCACUUGGGAGGCAGGGGCAGCCGGAUUUCUGAGUUCGAGGCCAGCCUGGUCUACAAAGUGGACAGCCAGAGCUAUACAGAGAAACCCUGUCUCGAAAACCCAGAAAAAAAAAAAAGAAAAUAAAAAACUUUAUAACACUGUAGGUUAUUUUUCAGUUCACUUAAAACUGGCUUUUAGUGCAUUCCUAUAACCAGCAGUAUAUAUUGAAUUUUUAAAGAUAGAUUUUUUUGCCAUUUGAGAUAUAUUUGGAAGAUCAAAGUUUUUUAGAUUAUAUUUCUAUAGAAGCAUUAAAGAUGAUUAUUCAUUGUAAGUUAUGCCCUCUUUAGUAUCUAAUCUUUCUUUUUGGUUUUUCGAGACAGGGUUUACAGUAUACUUCAUCUAGUCCUCUUUGUUAGUAGGAAGUUUCUUUAACAAAUGGCAUUGAAGUAUGAAAGAUUAGGGAAGAUCCUCUUAGGUAAAAUGUGAGAAACAUGGGCCUAAGACAUGGUACAGUAGAAGGGUGUCUUUUUUUUUUUUCCUAGACAGGCUGUCCUAGAACUCUGUAGAUCAGUCCAGUCUAGAAUUCACAGAGCUCCACCAGCCUUUAUCUCCAGAGUACUGGGAAUAAAGGUAUGUGCCAUCACAUCUGGCUAGGUUUUAGAUUUUUUUUUUUUUUCGAGACAGGGUUUCUCUGUGUAGUCCUGGCUGUCCUGGAACUCACUUUGUAGACCAGGCUGGCCUCGAACUUAGAAAUCUGCCUGCCUCUGCCUCCCAGGUGCUGGAAUUAAAGGCGUGCUCCACCACUGCCUGGCUAGGUUUUAGAUUUUUAAUGCUGGAGAUUGAAUCCGGGGUUUUGUGCAUGUACUUUUGCAAUUACUCUGCCUCUGAGCUCUAUCUCUCCUUCCUUUUUUUUUUUUUUUGGAGACAGGUAGUUCAUGCUGACCUCGAACUUACUUUAUAGCUUUGGCUUGUUUGGGAGUUUUUAGGAUUUUCCUAAAUGCUUGAUAUUAGGCAUGUACCAUCAUUUCUGGCUAAGGAUGGUUUUCCCCUCUUCUCCCUUUGUGUGUUUUUGGGGGGGGAGGCCGGGGGGACAAGGUCUGUCUAUGUAGCUCUGGUUGUCAAUAUGCAAACCAGGUUGGCUUCAAACUAACAGAGAUCCACUUGCCUCUGUCUCAUAGUGCAGGAUUAAAGGUAUGUACCAUGGCAUCUGGCCAAUGAAAAUAGAAUACAACUAAGUACAAUUUGAGGAACACUACAUUGAAAGUAGAAUGUAACUAUUGUGUUUCAAUGUAACUUGAAAAAGCAAUUUUAAAAACACAAAACAAAUCCCAGUCACUUGGUCCCUGGGGAUAUAGUACAAUUGAUAGGGUGCUUGCCUAGCAUGCAUAAAACCAACUUUAGCAGUGCCAUCUAUUUAUUUGUACCCAGAGGUGGAGCCAGGAGGAUCAGAAGUUCAGUCAUCUUUGACUAUGUGAUUUUGAAGCCAGCAAGGGAUACAUGAAACCCUACUAUAAGCAAAAAUGGUUACUUGGUAAAUCUAAACUGAAUCACUGAAAUAAGUAUAGCUAUAUUAUUAAUUGUAGAUUAGAAUAUAAAAACACAAAUGCUCAAAGAACUCUCAGACUCUUACUUUUUAUAGGCUAACUAGACUCCACUUUGAAAACUUAUGGGUAUUGUACCUAUUAAGGGAUCUAAUGCUGCAUCUUAGAAAUUUGUUGUUACCUAAAACAAAUUAAUCUGGAGGACCAUUUCAGUAGUUGAGAGAAAAGCAGUAGGGUGAGCAAGCUGUAAAUCUUGUCACCUGUAGGGAGAUGGAGUUGUAAGAAAGUCAUGCCUUUUGAGUCAGCAAUGGAGGUCUGCAAGAAGCUCUAGAAAUUGUGAGAAGAGGUCUUCAGAGAAAACAAUGAGAAAGCCCUGAAUGUGAGGGCAGACAUUCUUAGGAUUUUGGGAAAGUGAUUGACAAUAUGCUCAGGAAACUAGCUACUCAGUAAUGAAAAUCAGUAAUUGUUGAAAAUUGAAAUCUGGUAUUUCAUGUUUGCUUGGAGCAGGGAAAGAGCACCAAAGAGCAUUUCUGUUGUACUUUCCCAUGCAAGUUGUUCUCGUAGAUUUUUCCAAUUAGAGAUGCUAUUUGGGUUGUCUUUUUUUGAGAUGCUACCGAGUCAUUCAUACCUUAGGGGCAGACAUUUUACUAGUAAAUAAACUCAAAUUUUAGUCUCAGAAAAAUGAGAUUUUUUUGAGAAACCAUUAUAACCCUCGAGAAGGCAUCUUGGUUUAGUAGGAAAGGUUCUUGAGUCAGAGAAGAGGAACGUGUUAAAGAAAUGGUUUUCAGUCUUCUAAGAUCUUGAAUGGUUUUCCUGAAUCAUGGAUUUCAGAAGUCUGUAAACUUUAGUUCAGUUUCUGCCUAUGUGUUGCGUAUCUCCUCAGGAAUAAAUAGCUAAGUGAAACGAAGCAAGUCAGAUCAACCCUGUUGGCUAUCCUUGUCCUUCCUCUUGGCUCCAUCCUUACAUUCUUGGUUUCCUUCAAAGUGUUUGUAUUGUCACUUAGCACAAAAUAAGUUUUUCUAUUAUCUCUUGAGAGUGAAAAGUUUGGGAAUAUGGACUGCAUUUUAUGUUUUCUACUUAAUUAUUUCGUAAUUACUCCUUUUCACUUUAAACAUUUACUGGUAGGUUAGCAGCAUGAAAGUAGUAAAUGGUAGAGAAAAAAACCUAAAAUUUUUGAUGUUUGGUUGAGAAUUAUUGCUCUCUGACUUAGUUUGGCAAUUGUCUGACAUACUUGUUGGUUAAUGUUUUCUUUACAUUUUUAAGCUUCAUUGUCUUGAAGAAGCAACAACAACAACAAAAAUAUACAUUGUUGGUUAAUGUUUUCUUUACAUUUUUAAGCUUCAUUGUCUUGAAGAAGCAACAACAACAACAAAAAUAUUCUUGACCAUUUCUUUUUAAGACAUCUUUCAUCUUGGUAUCAGGCAAUUUAGUGGCAGCUCUUUUUCCUUUAUAGAACCUUUCUUUGCUUUGCUUUUCAUUCCAGCACGGUGUCUUGGCAGCCUAGCCUACUCUGGAACGUGAACUCACUAUAGAAUUCAGGUUAGCCUCGAACUCGCAGCAAUCCUGCUUCAGCCUCAGUGUUGAGAAUAUAGGCAUAAACUUCCAUUCUCUGCGCUCAACAAGGCUUUCUCGAAUUUUCCUAGUGUUCUUUGUUGGCGAAUAUUGGAAAAUUGCUUACUCUUCUUUCGUGGUGUUUGCUUCAAGCUUUUCCAGUGUUCUGGUACUUUCCAACCCCAUAGCACUUUGUACAGGAGGUCCUCCGUUUUUUUUUUUUUUUUUUUUUUUUUUUUGAAGGAUUUGCGAAGCCAGGAGGUCUAUGAAGCUUCAUGUGGGUGGGGCUGGGUACGGCAGGGGCGGGGCCGGUGAGAAGUCUCUGGGAAAGGCUGAAGAGUCUUGUUGGGAAAGGCCUGGAGGGCAGUGGUUUCAGAAUUUUCACGAAGGCUUCGAAUACAGGAUUGAGCGUAUUGUGUACCUCUCUCCUGUCUCUCCUUUCCUGAUUCUGGAAGCUUCAUAAGUUCUUUCUGGAUUACUAAAAUGCGAAAAGGCUACGGCUUCGGCUCCGUGGGCGGAACCCAAGGGUCCUGACGCUGCUCCGGGCUGUUUGGCCUCCUGAUGUUGGGGGAGGGGCAAAGAGGUGCUGCUCGCGCCUCCCUAUGCGCCUGCGCGGUCGGCUCCAAGCUGGUAGGAGCGCGUGCGCAGUGACGUGGACAUCCGGUGCGUGCGCAGGCUCUUCAGCUGAAGCGGACACACGGUGUGCGAACCCUUCAGAAUAACCCUCCCCUAGAGGGAUGUGAAGGACUCGGGGUGAGGCCGGCCACGCCCCGCACGGUAACUCUCGGGCCUGGGUGGAGGGCGUCGCUUCAAUAGUGGCCCGAUUGGAGUUUUUUUGAGUUUAAACCACUUGUGUAUUUGAACGGCUUGCCCAGCGUUCCGCAGAGAGAGCUUCGCACGCCUGGGCCUGGCUGGGCCUUACGCUGUGCAGCCUUUGGUCCCUUGAGCGAGUUGCGCAUGUCAUCUCGCACGCCUCCCCGACCUCACUUCCGUGUCGCUCGGAGAACUAACUAGGAACAUCGACGCCGGAGACCGAGACCACGAGGCGGGCGGGGUGAGAAGUGCCUACGGCACGGCCCUGCCCUCGCGUGCGUGGGGUGUUGAACAGCAUGGCACGUUCCGCGUGACGAUUUCUAGCCUGGUUAUCGAUGGAAUAAGCACAGGUUUUAAGAGUUCAGCUCUCUGAGUUUCAACUCUCCGAGGGAAACAACCAAUGUCUGUUUCUCCAAGGAACUGGAUGCAGUGUUUUGACACCUAUUCAAACAUUUCCUAGCGUGUAAUUUCGGGUCAAAUUGAGGCAAGGCCCCGAAUUUAAUGAGGGGGCGAUGAGUGAGUUGAAUGAGAGUGAGAACUUUGUAAACAAAGGAGCUGUGAUUUGUAAGUGCUAAUUCGAAGGCGGAGAAAACAGGAUGAAAAAGCAUUUGUAACUAUGAAUUGACUACAGUUUUCUUACUACUGAAUUUCUCACUGGAAUCAUGGAAGAGAAACAGCAAAUCAUAUUGGCCAAUCAAGAUGGAGGGACAGUGACAGGAGGAGCACCUACCUUCUUUGUCAUCCUAAAGCAGCCAGGAAAUGGCAAAACUGAUCAAGGAAUUUUAGUUACUAAUCGAGAUGCCCGUGCUUUGUUGAGUAGGGAGUCAUCACCAGGAAAAUCUAAAGAGAAAAUUUGCCUUCCGGCUGAUUGUACUGUGGGAAAAAUCACGGUUACCCUUGAUAACAAUAGUAUGUGGAAUGAGUUCCAUAAUCGAAGCACAGAGAUGAUUCUGACCAAACAGGGAAGACGCAUGUUUCCUUAUUGUCGAUAUUGGAUAACAGGCUUAGAUUCAAAUUUAAAGUAUAUCCUUGUAAUGGACAUAUCUCCUGUGGAUAGUCAUCGGUAUAAGUGGAAUGGUCGUUGGUGGGAACCCAGUGGGAAGGCUGAACCCCAUAUUUUGGGGAGAGUUUUCAUUCAUCCAGAAUCUCCUUCUACAGGUCAUUAUUGGAUGCAUCAACCAGUGUCUUUCUAUAAACUCAAACUUACUAACAAUACACUGGACCAGGAAGGACAUAUUAUCUUGCACUCUAUGCAUCGUUAUCUGCCAAGGCUUCAUUUGGUGCCAGCAGAAAAGGCUACAGAAGUGAUACAGUUAAAUGGCCCCGGUGUUCAUACUUUUACUUUCCCCCAGACUGAAUUCUUUGCAGUAACAGCUUAUCAGAACAUUCAGAUUACUCAGUUGAAAAUAGAUUACAAUCCUUUUGCCAAAGGCUUUCGGGAUGAUGGGUUGAGCAGUAAGCCUCAGAGAGAAGGAAAACAGAGGAAUAGCUCCGAUCAAGAAGGGAAUAGUGUUUCUAGUUCUCCUGCUCAUCGUGUUCGUCUUACAGAAGGUGAAGGGUCAGAGAUACAUUCAGGUGAUUUUGAUCCUGUGUUAAGGGGUCAUGAAGCAUCAAGCUUAAGUUUAGAGAAGGCUCCCCAUAAUGUAAAACAAGACUUUCUUGGAUUUAUGAAUACUGAUUCGACACAUGAAGUUCCUCAGUUGAAACAUGAGAUUUCUGAAAGUCGUAUUGUGAACAGUUUUGAAGAUGAUUCCCAGAUUUCCUCACCAUCAAACCCGAAUGGAAACUUUAAUGUCGUCAUUAAAGAAGAGCCUCUAGAUGAUUAUGAUUAUGAACUUGGUGAAUGCCCAGAAGGGAUAACAGUGAAACAAGAAGAGACAGAUGAGGAAACGGAUGUAUACUCAAACAGCGAUGACGAUCCUAUACUAGAGAAACAACUAAAGAGGCACAAUAAAGUUGAUAAUUUAGAAGCUGACCAUCCAUCUUAUAAAUGGCUACCAAAUAGCCCAGGUGUUGCUAAAGCUAAAAUGUUUAAAUUAGAUGCUGGGAAAAUGCCAGUAGUUUACUUGGAGCCCUGUGCUGUCACGAAAAGCACAGUGAAAAUUUCUGAAUUGCCUGAUAAUAUGCUCUCCACUUCUCGAAAAGAUAAAUCUAUGUUAGCAGAAUUAGAAUAUUUGCCUGCGUAUAUUGAAAAUUCUGAUGGGACUGACUUUUGCUUAAGCAAGGAUUCAGAAAAUAGUCUCAGAAAACAUUCACCAGAUCUCAGAAUUGUACAAAAAUAUACUUUACUUAAAGAGCCUAAUUGGAAAUACCCGGACAUACUUGACAACAGUAGCACGGAAAGAAUACAUGACAGUUCCAAAGGAUCAACUGCAGAGUCAUUUUCAGGAAAAGAGGACUUAGGCAAAAAGCGAACAACAAUGCUUAAAAUGGCAAUACCAUCAAAGACUGUGACUGCUAGUCAUAGUGCCUCUCCAAAUACUCCUGGGAAAAGAGGAAGACCGAGAAAGUUGAGACUCUCUAAGGCAGGGCGACCACCUAAAAACACAGGGAAAUCUUUAACUGCUGCCAAGAAUAUUCCUGUAGGCCCUGGAAGCACCUUUCCUGAUGUGAAACCUGAUCUAGAAGAUGUGGAUGGGGUGCUCUUUGUUUCCUUUGAAUCAAAGGAGGCUCUUGAUAUUCAUGCAGUUGAUGGGACAACAGAAGAACCUUCUAGUCUUCAGACCACAACCACAAAUGAUUCAGGUUGCAGAACAAGAAUUUCCCAGUUGGAAAAGGAAUUAAUAGAAGAUUUGAAGUCUUUGAGGCAUAAGCAGGUGAUACAUCCUGCUCUUCAAGAAGUGGGCUUAAAACUGAAUUCAGUGGAUCCAACAGUGAGCAUUGAUCUUAAAUACUUGGGAGUACAAUUGCCUUUGGCUCCAGCCACCAGCUUUCCCCUAUGGAAUGUUACAGGUACCAACCCUGCCUCACCUGAUGCUGGGUUUCCUUUUGUUUCUAGGACGGGGAAGACCAAUGACUUUACCAAAAUCAAGGGAUGGAGAGGAAAAUUUCAAAAUGCUUCUGCAUCUAGGAAUGAAGGUGGAAAUUCAGAGGCUUCACUGAAAAACCGUUCUGCUUUCUGUAGUGAUAAGCUAGAUGAGUACUUGGAAAAUGAAGGCAAAUUGAUGGAAACAAACAUAGGUUUCUCUUCAAAUGCUCCCACAUCUCCAGUAGUGUACCAGCUACCCACCAAGAGUACCAGCUAUGUUCGAACUCUUGAUAGUGUACUAAAGAAGCAAUCUACCAUUUCCCCUUCUACCUCUCACUCUGUGAAGCCUCAGUCUGUAACCACUGCCUCUCGAAAAACAAAGGCUCAGAACAAACAGACAACACUCAGUGGCCGAACUAAAUCAUCUUAUAAGUCUAUUUUACCAUACCCUGUUUCACCAAAGCAGAAAAACUCUCAUGUGAGCCAAGGAGAUAAAAUUACCAAGAAUUCCUUGAGUUCGACCUCAGAUAAUCAGGUGACUAACUUGGUUGUGCCAUCUGUAGAUGAAAAUGCAUUUCCAAAGCAGAUUAGUUUGCGGCAGGCCCAGCAACAGCACCUUCAGCAGCAAGGAACUCGCCCUCCAGGCUUGUCGAAAUCUCAAGUAAAGCUUAUGGACCUGGAAGACUGUGCACUCUGGGAAGGAAAACCAAGGACCUAUAUUACUGAAGAGCGAGCAGAUGUCUCCUUGACAACUCUGCUUACUGCUCAGGCAUCUCUCAAAACUAAACCUAUCCACACAAUCAUAAGGAAACGAGCUCCUCCAUGCAACAAUGACUUCUGUCGCCUGGGUUGUGUGUGCUCUAGUCUAGCUUUGGAAAAGCGCCAACCUGCUCACUGCCGUCGACCAGACUGCAUGUUUGGUUGCACUUGUUUGAAAAGAAAAGUUGUGUUGGUUAAAGGGGGAUCUAAAACAAAGCAUUUCCAUAAGAAGGCUGCUAAUCGAGAUCCAUUAUUUUAUGAUACGCUGGGAGAGGAAGGAAGGGAAGGAGGAGGAGUCAGAGAAGAUGAGGAACAAUUGAAGGAGAAAAAGAAGAGAAAGAAGCUCGAAUACACUGUAUGUGAAGCAGAACCUGAGCAGCCGGUUCGACAUUACCCACUGUGGGUGAAGGUAGAAGGUGAAGUAGAUCCAGAGCCGGUUUAUAUUCCAACUCCUUCUGUCAUUGAACCUAUAAAACCAUUGGUGUUGCCUCAGCCGGAUUUAUCUUCUACUACGAAGGGCAAACUAACCCCUGGAAUUAAACCAGCACGAACAUAUACUCCCAAGCCCAAUCCUGUGAUACGAGAAGAGGACAAAGAUCCAGUCUAUUUGUACUUUGAAAGUAUGAUGACUUGUGCCCGAGUUCGAGUAUAUGAACGAAAGAAAGAGGAACAGAGACAACUGUCUCCACCCCUGUCUCCAUCCUCAUCAUUUCAGCAGCAGAGUUCCUGUUACUCUAGUCCUGAGAACCGUGUUACAAAGGAACUUGAUUCUGAACAGACCUUAAAGCAGCUCAUUUGUGACUUGGAGGAUGAUUCUGAUAAAUCACAAGAAAAGAGCUGGAAAUCCUCCUGCAAUGAAGGAGAGUCCUCUUCUACCUCGUAUGUACAUCAGAGGUCACCUGGUGGUCCUACCAAAUUGAUAGAGAUCAUCUCAGACUGCAACUGGGAAGAAGAUCGAAACAAGAUCUUGAGCAUUUUAUCUCAGCACAUCAAUAGCAACAUGCCACAGUCACUUAAGGUGGGCAGCUUCAUCAUUGAGUUGGCUUCUCAGCGGAAGUGUCGGGGUGAGAAGACCCCUCCUGUUUAUUCUUCUCGUGUGAAAAUCUCUAUGCCAUCAAGUCAAGACCAAGAUGAUAUGGCUGAGAAAUCUGGAUCAGAGACUCCUGAUGGUCCAUUGUCCCCUGGGAAAAUGGAUGAUAUCUCUCCUGUGCAGACAGAUGCCCUGGAUUCAGUGAGGGAGAGAUUACAUGGAGGCAAAGGUCUACCUUUUUAUGCAGGGCUUUCUCCUUCGGGGAAGCUUGUGGCCUAUAAACGUAAACCCAGUUCAACUACAUCUGGGCUUAUCCAGGUUAAUGGUAAGAGUUACCCGCAGGCUAAGUUGCUAUUGGGACAGAUGGGGGCAUUGCAUCCAGCCAAUAGGCUAGCUGCUUAUAUCACAGGCAGGUUGCGACCCUCAGUCCUGGACCUCUCAACCCUCAGUACUGUCAUCUCCAAGGUAGCAUCCAAUGCCAAGGUGGCUGCAUCCAGGAAACCACGCACCCUGUUGCCUUCAACAUCCAAUUCCAAAAUGGCAUCCUCUGGCCCAGCAACAAAUCGCUCUGGGAAGAAUCUGAAGGCAUUUGUUCCAGCAAAAAGGCCAAUUGCAGCGCGGCCCUCUCCUGGUGGUGUGUUCACACAGUUUGUGAUGAGCAAAGUUGGUGCCUUACAGCAGAAGAUACCCGGAGUUCGCACACCUCAACCCCUUACAGGGCCACAGAAGUUCAGUAUCAGGCCUUCUCCAGUAAUGGUCGUCACACCUGUGGUUUCUUCUGAGCAAGUUCAGGUGUGCAGCACUGUAGCUGCUGCUGUCACUACUUCCCCUCAAGUGUUUCUAGAAAAUGUUACUGCUGUGCCAUCUCUGACUGCUAAUUCUGAUAUGGGAGCUAAAGAAGCUACAUAUUCUUCUAGUGCCUCCACUGCUGGGGUUGUUGAGAUCUCUGAAACUAAUAACACUACCCUUGUAACAUCUACCCAGUCUACAGCCACUGUGAACCUUACCAAAACUACUGGGAUAACUACUAGCCCUGUGGCUUCAGUUUCAUUUGCUAAACCAUUGGUAGCAUCUCCAACCAUAACUCUUCCUGUUGCUUCCACUGCCUCCACCUCCAUAGUCAUGGUGACCACAGCUGCAUCUUCCUCCGUGGUGACCACACCUACUUCAUCACUGAGUUCUGUACCUAUUAUACUCUCAGGAAUUAAUGGAAGUCCACCCGUGAGCCAGAGACCAGAAAAUGCCCCUCAAAUUCCAGUGACUACUCCACAGAUCUCUUCUAACAACGUGAAACGUACUGGACCUCGAUUGUUGUUGAUUCCAGUGCAGCAGGGUUCUCCUACGCUUAGACCAAUCCAAAACCCACAGCUUCAGGGACAGCGGAUGGUCUUGCAACCUGUUAGGGGUCCAAGUGGAAUGAACCUAUUCAGGCACCCCAAUGGGCAGAUUGUCCAACUCCUACCUUUACAUCAGAUUCGAGGCUCUAAUGCCCAGCCCAGCUUACAGCCUGUGGUAUUUCGGAACCCAGGAUCUAUGGUGGGAAUCCGACUACCAGCUCCUUGCAAAUCUUCAGAGACUCCAUCAUCUUCUGCUUCAUCCUCUGCCUUCUCUGUCAUGAGUCCUGUGAUUCAGGCUGUUGGGUCUUCUCCAACAGUAAAUGUCAUUUCUCAGGCACCUUCACUGCUUUCCUCUGGAUCUAGUUUUGUCUCUCAGGCUGGUACACUGACUCUGAGGAUCUCUCCUCCUGAAACUCAAAACCUUGCAAGUAAAACAGGCUCUGAAAGCAAAAUAACACCCAGCACUGGAGGACAGCCUGUAGGCACUGCUAGCCUCAUUCCUCUGCAGUCAGGUAGUUUUGCCUUGUUGCAGCUCCCAGGACAAAAGCCUAUCCCUAGCUCUGUUCUUCAGCAUGUUGCUUCCCUUCAAAUAAAAAAGGAAUCUCAGAGUACAGACCAGAAAGAUGAAACAAACUCUAUCAAAAGAGAGGAGGAAACUAAGAAAGCUCUACCAUCAAAAGAUAAAGCUCUAGACUCUGAGGCUAAUAUAAUGAAGCAAAACUCAGGAAUUAUUGCCUCAGAAAAUACCUCGAAUAAUUCAUUGGAUGAUGGGGGUGAUCUUUUGGAUGAAGAAACCCUUAGGGAAGAUGCCAGACCUUAUGAAUACUCUUAUAGCACUGGGUCUCAUACAGAUGAAGACAAAGAUGGUGAUGAGGACUCUGGGAACAAGAAUCAGAACAGUCCAAAAGAAAAACAAACUGUUCCAGAAGUUAGAGCUGGCUCUAAAAACAUUGAUAUUAUGGCACUCCAAAGCAUCAGAAGUAUACGGCCUCAAAAGUGUGUUAAGGUGAAGGUUGAACCGCAGGAGGGAUCAGACAAUCCAGAGAACCCAGAUGACUUUCUAGUCCUUUCUAAGGACAGUAAAUUUGAAUUAUCGGGGAACCAAGUUAAGGAACAGCAAUCUAACUCACAGGCAGAGGCCAAGAAGGAUUGUGAAGAUUCUCUGGGGAAGGACAGUCUUAGAGAGAGAUGGAGAAAACACCUAAAGGGCCCCUUAACUCAGAAGUACAUUGGAAUUUCACAGAACUUUAACAAAGAGGCAAACGUUCAGUUCUUUACAGAAAUGAAGCCAUGUCAAGAAAAUUCUGAACAGGAUAUCUCUGAAUUACUUGGAAAAAGUGGAACUAUUGAGAGUGGUGGAGUUCUAAAAACUGAGGAUGGUUCUUGGAGUGGCAUUUCUAGUUCUGCGGCCUUCUCUAUUAUCCCUAGGAGAGCUACAAAAGGAAGAAGAGGGAGCAGACAUUUUCAGGGUCAUUUACUGCUCCCAAGAGAACAGAUGAAACCAAAGCAACAGACAAAGGAUGGGAGAAGCAGUGCUGCUGACUUCACAGUUUUGGAUCUGGAAGAUGAGGAUGAGGAAGAUGAGAAAACUGAUGAUUCUCUUGAUGAGAUUGUGGAUGUUGUCUCUGGCUACCAGAGUGAGGAGGUUGAUGUAGAAAAGAAUAACUAUGUAGACUAUCUUGAGGAUGAUGAGCAGGUGGAUGUUGAAACAAUAGAAGAGCUUUCAGAGGAAAUUAACUUUCCCUACAAGAAGACCACAGCAACUCACACACAGUCCUUCAAACAGCAGUGUCAUAGCCAUAUCUCUGCAGAUGAAAAAGCUUCUGAAAAGAGUCGAAAGGUUUCAUUAAUUUCUUCAAAAUUGAAAGAUGAUUGCUGGGGUGAUAAACCACACAAAGAAACAGAAGCUUUUGCAUAUUACCGACGGACACACACUGCCAAUGAGCGGCGUCGGCGUGGUGAAAUGAGAGAUCUUUUUGAAAAAUUGAAGAUUACAUUAGGAUUACUUCAUUCUUCCAAAGUUUCCAAAAGUCUCAUUCUUAAUCGGGCAUUCAGUGAAAUUCAAGGACUAACAGACCAGGCAGAUAAAUUGAUAGGGCAGAAAAAUCUCCUGAGUCGAAAACGAAGUAUUUUAAUACGGAAGGUAUCGUCUCUUUCAGGGAAGACAGAAGAAGUGGUCCUGAAGAAGCUAGAGUAUAUUUAUGCAAAACAACAAGCACUAGAAGCACAAAAAAGAAAAAAGAAGCUGGGGUCAGAUGAGUUUUGUGUGUCCCCCAGAAUUGGCACACAGCUGGAGGGAUCUUCUGCAUCAUCUGUAGAUCUUGGACAGAUGCUCAUGAAUAACAGGAGGGGGAAACCUUUGAUUCUUUCCAGAAAAAGAGACCAGGCUACAGAAAAUGCCUCACCUUCUGACACUCCGCACUCUUCUGCCAACCUGGUAAUGACUCCACAAGGGCAGUUGCUUACCCUAAAAGGCCCCUUAUUCUCAGGACCAGUGGUAGCGGUUUCUCCUGCUCUCUUAGAAGGUGGUCUGAAGCCUCAAGUUGCAAGCAGUACUAUGUCUCAGUCUGAGAAUGAUGACUUAUUUAUGAUGCCACGAAUUGUCAAUGUGACAUCAUUGGCUGCAGAGGAAGAUUUGGGAGGUAUGAGUGGCAACAAAUACCGUCACGAAGUUCCUGAUGGCAAGCCACUUGACCACCUGAGAGACAUUGCUGGGAGUGAAGCCAGCUCCUUAAAAGAUACAGAGAGAAUCUCUUCCAGAGGAAACCAUCGAGAUAGCAGAAAGGCACUGGGUCCAACACAGGUGCUUUUGGCAAAUAAAGAUUCUGGGUUUCCACAUGUAGCUGAUGUUUCCACUAUGCAGGCAGCACAGGAAUUUAUACCUAAAAAUAUGUCUGGUGAUGUGAGAGGGCAUCGGUAUAAAUGGAAGGAGUGUGAGUUGAGAGGAGAGAGACUAAAGUCAAAGGAGUCUCAGUUUCAUAAAUUAAAGAUGAAAGAUCUGAAGGACUCAAGCAUAGAGAUGGAACUGAGGAAAGUAGCCUCGGCUAUCGAGGAAGCAGCCCUCCAUCCCAGUGAGCUGCUGACUAACAUGGAAGAUGAGGAUGACACUGAUGAGACUCUGACUUCACUGCUCAAUGAAAUUGCUUUUCUUAAUCAACAGCUAAAUGAUGACUCUGGCCUAGCUGAACUGUCAGGUUCUAUGGAUACAGAAUUCUCAGGAGAUGCUCAGCGAGCUUUUAUCAGUAAACUUGCUCCUGGGAACAGAUCAGCUUUCCAAGUUGGACACUUGGGAGCAGGUGUGAAAGAGUUGCCUGAUGUCCAAGAGGAGAGUGAAUCCAUCAGCCCCCUCCUCUUGCACUUGGAAGAUGAUGACUUUUCUGAGAAUGAAAAACAGCUUGGGGACACAGCCUCUGAGCCAGAUGUCCUUAAGAUUGUUAUUGACCCUGAAAUAAAGGAUUCUCUUGUUUCCCAUAGGAAAUCUAGUGAUGGAGGGCAGAGUACUUCUGGUCUCCCCGCAGAGCCUGAAAGUGUAUCUUCACCUCCCAUCUUACACAUGAAGACUGGCCCGGAGAACAGCAACACAGAUACUUUGUGGAGGCCUAUGCCAAAGUUGGCCCCAUUAGGUUUAAAAGUAGCUAAUCCCCCCAGUGAUGCCGAUGGUCAGAGUCUCAAGGUGAUGCCUGCCUUGGCACCUAUAGCUGCCAAAGUUGGGUCAAUUGGACACAAAAUGAAUUUAGCAGGAAUUGACCAGGAAGGCCGGGGGAGCAAGGUGAUGCCUACAUUGGCACCUGUUGUACCUAAAUUGGGCAACUCUGGAGCUCCAUCAAGUUCAUCAGGGAAAUGAGCUUGUUCAUCCUCAUACAAAAGCCAGGCUGUGAGGGGAAAUGAAUUUCACCUCCUUUCUCUGUAGGCGUCUGUUUGUUUGUAUUAUGGAACUAUUAUCCUUGACUUAAUUAUGUGUGAAUAUUGAUGGAGAAAGGAGGUGUAGGGUGCUGGUCCUGGUGUUUGAAAUUCUGAUCAUGUUAAAAAUGUGUUACCUCACUUGUGGUGCUGGGUCCCCUCAUCUUCUCUAAGAAGGUGUGAUUCCCUCUUGCCCAAGGAAUUCAUAACAAGAUUCUGGCUCCAUCAACUACCUUAUUAUUUUCCCCUGAGAAAAUGCUUGAGACUUGGAAUUACUAUAGACUAAAGUAUAAGUCAUAGUUGUUGGCUCCAAAAUCUGAGAAUUAUGAUACAGUUGUGUGGGAAAAAAAAAAAAAAAGAACUUUUAGUUACUAUUUCAAUAGUAGGGCAUGGUAGGACUGGGCAUGGUAGUGCACACUUGUAAUUCCAGCACUUAGAAGACUAAAGCAGAAGGAUUGCAAGUUUGUGUCUACCCUGGCCUAUCAAGGGGACAGACACACACACACACAUACACACUUGUGGGGGCCAGGGGAGUAGGAAGAGAGAAUGUUAUAGUAGGUAGGAUGAAUAUUAUGGAAUACCAAAGUGAAGGGAUUUUGUCAUUCAGCAGACUGUUUCAUAUCCAGAAUAGUUCUUCCCUUACCCUUUCAGUCAUAAUUAAAAACCUAAGCUUUCUGGUAAAGUAGGAAUAUACUUUUUACUUUUACUAUUAACAUACUUAUUUUCAGAGACUAAAAAAGACAUACUUCUCCCUUAUUUCUUGGGGUAUCACAAAGAUUCAUUCAUAAUACCAGAGAUUUCUACUCAUUGUUUUUUGGAAGUAGACAUAGAGGCAGCCCUUCCCUUUCCCAAAUCAUGUCACUCAAGAAACAGCUAAAAUGAAAAGCAGUUUCUCCCCUAACCAGAGACCGUAGCCAAAAUAAAAAUUUGUGGGGCUGGGUAUUUCCCAAAUGAAACCAGCCUCUAGGUGCUUGAAGGUUUUGUUCACUGUCACCUGCACAGGAUGUAAAGAAAAGGCGAGUCAGAGUGAGCAAUCUUUACCAGGGAAGUAAGGCAGUAUUUGAGUCACAAAGUAUAUUUUUUAUCUGCUAUCAUGGCAUCAAUGAUCUGUAGAGCUUUUUCACUCAUUGGCUGUCAGGGUAUGAAGGACUGACAACCUGUAAAGAUGAAGAUAUUUAUAUUUUUGUAUAGUUGUUUUCAUAGAUUUCUCAAAGGAUGAAGUUUUCGACCUAGAAGAGAUUUGUAUUGAGUAUAGAAAUGUUUCCUAUCUAGUUUGUAAAUAAUCAUGGUGCAUUUGAGGGGUCUCUCGGGAACUCGUGAGGCAAGAAUCACUGUUCUGAAAAUGUAUAGACUGAGAUGUAGCUGCUGCAUUUGCCUUUCUUAAAUAAUUAUAUUUUGGAAUGUAACCCGUUCUGUCUUCAAUGACAGGAUUUGCUUGUGUUGUAAAAACACUUUAACACAAGUGCUUCCGGUGCCUGGGCUGUGCCUGGGUGAUUGUAUUUCUUUUACACUACUGCGUCUUUAUCCUAAGUCCCACUCUGUAUCCUCUGACCUAGGUUGUGAGACCAACUUUGGAAUGAAUCUAGCCAGUGAAUUACUUCUAUGUUUGAUUUCCUUUUUAGAUUAACUCUGAUAAUCACUAGAUUGAAAUGAUGAAAAACUUACACUGCAAAUGGCAGUGGUAGUAAAUCUUUCAUUGGUUUUGCGCUGCUUGCUCUAGACAGGUCAUCAGCACUUAACCUUUCCUGUUUACUACAAAAGCUGAUAAAGUAAAAACAGUAUUCCUCAGCUUCUCCUCUGUCCCUUCUGUCCUUUACCCAACUGACUUUAUCCAAUGCCUUAGCCAAGGAGUGCAGCACCUGUCGCCCUUGCUAGCAGCUGUCCUCAGAGACGCUAGUUCUUUAGCCCAGGUAUAGUAGUUUCCAGUGGUCUUAUUGCCUGUUUCUUUCCCGAGUGUUCUUCUGGCUUCCCAGAGCCCUUUUGGGUUUUGAGAGUCAGACAAGAAACAAAACAAGGGAGUGAAUAAUCCUCAGGAAACAAUGGACCAUUGUGGCUUCCGAAUACUUUUUUCUCUUUUCUUUCCUUUCCUUUCCUUUUCUUUCUUUCUUUCUUUCUUUCUUUUUUUUUUAAAUUUGAAAAAGCAUAGAAAAAAAACAGGUCAGGGUUUAUUCUUUAUUGGAAGAUACUUGCCUGUGUUUAUGAAAGAUGUACAAAGAUAGAGAUGAGAUUUGGUUCAGGGAAAGCUGCAGAUGUCAUUACAAACUCCCAAGAUACAUUGUUCUUAAGACAAAUUUAGGAGCUAUCAGGCCGAAUUUGAGGAGGGUUUAGUCUUUAGAACAAUCAUGUAGUCUUGACAAAAAUAAAAAAUCUCCCUAAACUCCUACCCUUUAGCAUUUCAUUAGGAGAAACUGAUCUAUUAAAAUUAUAUGUAUGAUUAUGAAAAGUGAAUUCAAGUGAGAACAUUGGAGGAACCUGGAAAAAGCUCCACCCUGACUAAGAAGCAUGAUCUCAGUCGACCAAUAACUCGCCUUUUAUACACCUGUAAAUACAUGGAAUGUUUUUAAGGAUAUAAUUAUGUCAGAUUUAGCAUUUUCUUUUAUAUAUUAAAUAUAUAUCUUUAAUUUCUGCUUUUGAAAGUGAUUAUUUUUUUAGAAAUAACAGAAGUUUGGCAGUUGAAAGGCAAGACAUGUGAACCUGAAAUAAACCAAUUAUACUAAUUAAAGCAGAAUUUGGUGUUGGGAGGUUUGUGCCUGGUUGAAGAAUUCUUUAUGCCCUCAGACAUAUUUGAGAGAGGGUUCCAUUGAAGAGAUCUUUUCUGAAGCUUCUUGACUGGAAAGCUUUCGAUCUGUCAUUUGGGAAGACCUUUGGUAUUCUAGUCCUUGUAGCAUGUCUCAAUUGGAACUUCAAGAUUAUGUACAAUUUGAUGGCAAAUAUUUGCUGUUCCAUAGUGAGAAUAGUUUCAUAAUACCACUGUCUUUAUCUGCUGCCUUGGGGAACAACAGGACAGAAACACAAUCUUAUGUCUGGAGACAAUAGGUGUUCUUUUUAAAUUUGUGUGUAUAUAUUGGCUGUGUGUGCCUUGUUGUGUACAUGGAGCUUACAGGACAACUUUGUGGAGUUACUUCUACUUCUCUCCUACCAGGGAUCCAACUCACAUUGUCAAGCAAUCACAGCAAACACUUUAACUUACUUGAGCCAUCUUGACAGCUUCAUUGGUCUUCUUAAGACAAGAUGUUAAGGGGUUUCAUACUUAACAGAGUCUUCUUAUGGAAGUCUUUUAAACAUUGAACUGUCCUGACUUAAGGGAGUUGACAGAUCAAGUUUAGUUAGUUGUAUAAACUUCAUUAAAAGUGUUUACCUUAUAUACUUUUAUGAUAAAAGUUUUUUGUGCCCCCAGAAUUGUGGAUAAAAUUAAUAGUAGGCCUUUUUUACAGUUUUGAAAAUGUUUUGAACAGAAAAGACAGUAGACAUCUAUACAUCCAUUUACUUGUUUGUUUUUUGAGAUGGUCUCACUAUGCAACCUAUGGCCUGGGAUUCUGUGGAGACCAAACUGGCCUUGAACUCACCAAGAUCCACCUCCCUCUGCCUGCAGGGAUUGAAGGCAUAUGCCCAUCUUUAUAUUUUUUUUUAUAAAAUUCCAUACAUUUUUCCUGACUGUACCAGUUAUUUCUAGUGGAAUUGUGUGAUCAGUGCAUCUUGAAGACAAGUCUGCAAAGUAGCAAUGCCACUUGUCUCUAAUAGAAUUAAGCCAUGGACAGUGUAGGCAGCUUGUUUUCAGGAACUUAAAGGCUUAUAUCCUUAUUUCUUUUUCUUUUUUCUUUCUUUCUUUCUUUCUUUUUUUUUUUUUUUUUUUUGGUUUUUCGAGACAGGGUUUCUCUGUAUAUCCCUGGCUGUCCUGGAACUCACUCUGUAGACCAGGCUGGCCUCGAACUCAGAAGUCCGCCUGCCUCUGCCUCCCGAGUGCUGGGAUUAAAGGCGUGCGCCACCACGCCCGGCUUAGAUCCUUAUUUCAUGGAGAGUCACUGGUACUUAAAGGAUCAGAAUAAACUGUUUGCACAGAAUUGUUGCUUUUGAAGAAAGCACUUUUAAGGGUCCUUUAAUAACUUAAUGUAUCAUUGCUAAUUAAAAGUCCUUCCCUCCCAAGUGUGAUGACUGAAGUUGAAUUCUUAGAAACUAUGAAUGCCAGCUGUGUAAUCUCAGCACUGGAAAGGAGCAGACAGGGAGGAUUCUUGGUAUUCUCUGGCCAGCUAGUCUAGCCUAAUGGGUUAGCUCAGGCCAACAAGAGACCUGUCCCAACAACUUGGCGACAUUCAUUAGAAUUCGCUAGAAGUGGUCCUCUAGUCUCCAUACCCACAUACAAGUGCAGAUGCACCUGCAUGUACACAGAAAUUAACUCAUUUAUCAAUGACUUUAGUACAUAGAAAAUUAAAGCUCGGGUUGGUAAGAUGACUUGUAAAGGUGCUUGUCAACACUGAUGACCAAAGUUCAAUCCCCAGAAACCAUAUAGUAGGGAAAAAAAAAACUUGUACCAUGGUAAUAUGUGUACAACCCCCCCGCCGCAAAAAAGCAAAAAAACUGACCAGAACCACAUAGUUAGACCUUGUCUCAAGGAAAAAAGACUUGAUUCUAUGCCUUUAAUUCCUGCAUUGGGAAGAACAGAGGCAGGUAAGUUCAAAGGUGACCUGGUCUACAUAGUUUGAGGCUAGCCAGAGCUUCAUAGUGAAGCUAAGGUAGGUAGAAUUAUUGCCUAUUUAUGAUGAAAGUGAGCUAAAAUGCAUCUUGGAAAUAAAAUUAUUUUCCUAUGUACAAUUUUUAAAACUAUAAUUUUAGCAUAUUUUAAACUGCUUUACAGAGAUGGUGUUAAAUGACAGCUACGAAGAUAUGGGUUAGGAGGCUAAACCAAACAAGGUGGAAAUUUUGAGACAUCCUAAACUAUUAAAUUCUGUCACUAUAAACUUAUAAAAUGGACUUCCCCCCCCCCCCCACCAAUGGGAAAUCGGCCUUGGAAGCAUUGACUUGAAAUCCAUUUUGUUUCCAACUGCACUCAUUGGUCUCAGCUGUCUCGCAGUGCCUUGCAUGUAUAGGUGCUCAAUAAAUAUUUGAACUGA